Periconia digitata is the source of this 1995-nucleotide messenger RNA. NCBI's taxonomy places the organism in Eukaryota, Fungi, Ascomycota, Dothideomycetes, Pleosporales, Periconiaceae. The record is from the annotation of a GenBank genome assembly.
UAUAACUUUAUUUGGUUAAUUGACGUUUACCAUUCUUCUUUUCGCGCUUCCUGGGUAGAGGGUUCAACUCAAUUACAUCCGGAACCAGCAAUGGCGAACAAUAUGCCGCUGCCUGAUCUACCUCUCGAGCUCAUCCGUCUCAUCAUACGAUUCACCUGCCAAAGUUAUAAGAACUAUCAAGAUGUCAGAUAUCUCAGUUUGCGCAGGAUCAACCAGUCAUUCAACCUAGAAGUGCUAGAAAUAUACUACCAGAAUGUAGGGGUCAACAUUAAUCUAAAUGAAAUGUCUAUCCGGGAAUUGCUGCAAAUGCCAGAUGUGUUCGCGGGCCGCAUCUUGCAAGAAGGCAUGGGGAUAAAUGAUUCGAGAAUAUCCGAGUCCUGUAGCCAUAUGCAUGCUGUAGCAGAUGUCUUGACUGAGCAGUUUGAGCGUGCCGGUAACCCUUGCUUUCGAAAAUCGAUUCUGCACGACAUCGGCCGAGCAAUCUUCAAAGUCCGCCCUGAUGAUGCAUGGAUCUGGAUACAUGUUCUCAUGGAACGAAAAGAGCAGCCGACAGAGCCAUGGGUGGGACCCAUUGAUCGCCAUGAAGCGAUGCGCAUGGCUUUCGUGGUAGCAGUUGCGAUGAAUCGUGAGGAAGUCGUACGCCAAAUGCUUCGAAGAGGAGAAGCUUCAGCCACGGCUUAUUCUCGAUUCCUGCAUUCUCCUCUGCCACCGGCAAUCAAAUUCGGCCACGAAAACAUCUUGAAGUUGCUAUUAGAUGCCGGCGCGGAAAUUCCCCGGCGUCCGUUUGGCAUCGAACACGACGGUCCUCGUGGGGAGUUGUACAGCGCGGUGACAGCUGCUGCCAAACGUGGGUACACUGGCGUGCUUGAGCCUUUGUUGCAGCGCGACAGCACCAAAGAGCUGACUCACCAGGUUCUCAAGUUCACGGCGCAAUUCGGGCACUGGGAUCUCGUCAAUCUGAUUAUGGACCGCCAUCUUACGCAUGAACAGUGGAAUAUCACUCUCACCAAGAAGAGAGUCGUCGAAUGCUCCUGCCAUCCAGGCGAACCCGAUACUUUUACGCCCAAAACCAUGCAAAGGGUCGUCCAAUGCGCUGCGAGAGACGGCAAGAAUGAAUUACUACUGCGGCUAAUCCGAGGUGGGCUGAUAGUGCGCAACAACGCCACAGGUACAAAAAAGUUCCCAUUACAGCUAGCAGCUGAGGGUGGACACUUUUCCACCUGCAAACUCCUACUCGAUCACGGCGCACUAGAUGUUCCCGAAGAAUACGAGGGCGAGGUACACAACCGCAACAGAGUAGACUCACUCGUUCGCGCCGUAGCUACAGGUGGCAACAUGGACAUCCUCCACUUAUUCCAGAACCGGGGGCUUUGGAGCCGCACAUCUGCCCUCCAAGUCCUCCCCAUUGCCGCCGAAAACGGACAUCUGGAAAUGGCCAAAUACGCUGUAGAGCACGGUAUGGAUUUCCCAACCAAGCGCAAAACACUCAGCAAUGCCUAUAUCCACGACGCGUGGGGCAAUGCGCUCUGUAUCCAUUGCCAAAGAAGCACAUACCAGCAUGAUCUCCGCUACUUUGCGUUCCUCCGCGCCGUAGCAUUCGGCCACAUGCAUGUCGUGCGAUGGCUCGCGGAACAAUUGCACAUAAACUCGGAUCAAAUCCGCUCCAUGAGCGACUGGUCGAGCACGUAUGCGCUGCGCUACGGAGUCAAGGACCCCAUCUUAUACAUCAUCGACACGGGCAACAUCGACAUGCUGCUCCUCUUGCAACAAUAUGUCGGCAAAGGCGAAGAAGUUCAAACGAACCCGUUCCACGAGGAUGAGGAUACGGUGUUUGGCACCAGAUGCAGGGACCGUGUCGUUAAUCUUUCAAGCCAUUAUCCCGUCGAGCUUGGGCUUGGGAGGCGCCCAUUCCGCGAGUAUAAGCUGGGAAAACGGCAUCUAAGGGAGGAGGUUUAUCGGCUCGCGAUCGGCGAGCCCUGGUGGGUGUGGAGUUGA